GCACCACCCGGGAGGCCUGUCCGCGCGCUCAUUCAUCCUCCCGCUGCUGCCGCGCUCGUCCACCCGCGGGGCGCGGGGUCCGGGCCGUCCCGCGGGUCCGGGAGCCAGCAACAUGGCCGACAGCAGGGCCAAGGCCCCCAGCAAGACACCCCCCAAGUCUCCAGGGGACCCCACGAAGGACAAGGCAGCCAAGAGGCUCUCUCUGGAGUCAGAAGGUGCCAACGAGGGCGCGGCCGCAGCCCCAGAGCUCAGUGCCCUGGAGGAGGCCUUCCGGCGAUUCGCAGUGCACGGGGACACCAGGGCCACUGGGAAGGACAUGCACGGCAAGAACUGGUCCAAGCUGUGCAAGGACUGCCAGGUGAUCGACGGGAGGAACGUGACUGUCACUGACGUGGACAUCGUCUUCAGCAAGAUCAAGGGGAAGUCCUGCCGGACCAUCACCUUCGAGCAGUUCAAGGAGGCGCUGGAGGAGCUCUCCAAGAAGCGGUUCAAAGAUAAGGGCAGGGAGGAGGCCAUCCGGGAGGUGCACAGGCUCAUCGAGGGCAAGGCCCCCAUCAUCUCUGGGGUGACGAAAGCUAUCUCGUCGCCCACUGUAUCGCGGCUCACGGACACGACCAAGUUCACGGGCUCCCACAAGGAGCGCUUCGACCCGUCGGGCAGGGGCAGGGGCAAGGCAGGCCGCGUGGACCUGGUGGACGAGUCAGGCUACGUGCCGGGCUACAAGCACGCAGGCACCUAUGACCAGAAGGUGCAGGGGAGCAAGUAGCCUCUGGGGUGGGCUCCUGUCCACUGCCGAGGGGGAACCGCCUCACUUCAUUACAUUCCUGUGCCCACGUGGGCAGAACUGA
Messenger RNA from Manis javanica (Malayan pangolin), 848 nucleotides. It is a transcript of the gene TPPP, whose product is annotated as tubulin polymerization promoting protein. Lineage: Eukaryota; Metazoa; Chordata; Mammalia; Pholidota; Manidae. Gene Ontology annotation, biological process: microtubule polymerization; positive regulation of protein polymerization; microtubule bundle formation. The record is from RefSeq and is a predicted model, not a curated record. Gene Ontology annotation, molecular function: tubulin binding. Gene Ontology annotation, cellular component: microtubule.